Gastrolobium bilobum is the source of this 652-nucleotide messenger RNA. RefSeq lists its product as uncharacterized. The transcript has 5 exons. The coding region runs from base 11 to 652 and encodes 213 amino acids. The record is from RefSeq and is a predicted model, not a curated record. Lineage: Eukaryota; Viridiplantae; Streptophyta; Magnoliopsida; Fabales; Fabaceae.
UCUAUUCAACAUGUCAACAAGAGGCUCAUGGAUAACUCUGAAAUUCAAAAGUGUUCUUGAUGUAGUUCAUGCUAGCAGAUUUCAAUCAAGCUAUGGUGGGUUCAAGAGAAACAGUCCAAUUAUGUCAACAACAAGGGUUGAAAGUUGUUAUUGGUUGCAUCCUAGUAUGCAGUUCUUUAGCACCAAUAGCAACACAAAAAUUAAUGCAAAUGGAGCAAAGAAGGUCAAGGUUCAACCUGAAGCCCCUGCUUCUACAAUUUUCACCUUCCCUCACUGGCUAAGAUGGGUUUUGGGCUCGGUACUUUCUCUCGUGCUACCUUUCUGGAAAUAUGUGGAAAAACUACAAAGAAUAGAAGGAGAGGCAGAGGUUGUGGUUGAAGAGGUUGAAAAGGUAGCAGAAGUAGUACAAAAAGUGGCUACAGUAGCAGAAAAGGUAUCUGAAGAUGUAGCAGAGAUGCUUCCUCAAGAUGGUAAUCUACAGAAAGCAGCUUUAAUGGUAGAACAUGCAUCCAAACAGGUUGCUCAUGAUGCUCAACUAGCAGAAGAGUUUAUACACAAGGUUGAAAAUGUCAAGAAUGACCUCGAUAAUUUAGAAUCCUUCGUUGAACCCGUGAUUGACGAGAUUGUGAAGAAGGAACCUGAAAAUAAUUGA